Astyanax mexicanus (Mexican tetra) is the source of this 3132-nucleotide messenger RNA. RefSeq names its product eva-1 homolog Ba (C. elegans) (gene eva1ba). NCBI's taxonomy places the organism in Eukaryota, Metazoa, Chordata, Actinopteri, Characiformes, Acestrorhamphidae. The transcript has 4 exons. The coding region runs from base 569 to 1066 and encodes 165 amino acids. The record is from RefSeq and is a predicted model, not a curated record.
AGAGGGCUGAGCGACAACUCUUCCUGCCGUUUGUAAGGCAGGGUUUGGGAGUAGAGAGCUCUGUGUGUUGCGCUGGAGCUGCUAGUGGGAGUUACCACCUCUUUCCUGCAUGGACUCUUGAAGUAGAAACUCUUUUGGUUAGGGUCACUGCACAGUGCUGAGAAGAACGUGGUGGACUGUGUGUGUGUUCAUCUAGUAUUGCAUCUCCUAAGAGUGGCUGCUUACAGAAACUACAGAAACUCUGCUCCUCUGCUCUACUGGAGUUAAAGGGUACUUGUGUAGAAUCUGAUCUGGACUUUAGAAACUUUCUCAAGAAUGUUCUAUGAGUAGAACUCGGACAUUGCUUUGUGAUGCCUCUCCGGAUCUGGACGUGACGUGGUCUGACAUCUGUGUGCACAUGUUUGCUCUUAUCUUUGACCAGCCACAGGACUGAGCCAGUCGAAGGCUAGAGGGCCAAGUCCAGACAGUGUGAAAGGCCAAGUUCAACGAAACCUAGCAGAGUGCAUCAUGAGCAGAGUCUGAUGAAUUCUUUUUUAAUGCAGUUGUGAAAACUCAAGAUAAAGCCAAUAUGGACGUGAAAAGGAAAGAGAUGGACCUUUUGAGCAACAGCAUUGCUGCUUAUGCUCAUAUAAAAGCUAACCCAGAGAGCUUUGGCCUGUACUUUGUGAUCGGCGUGUGCUUCGGCCUGGUGCUCACUUUAUGCCUGCUGGUCAUUCGGAUCUCAUGCAAACCUCGGACCAAGACGGCCCCCUCCACACCGGAGAAAAAACAGCUGAAGGACUUUAGCGAGGAUGAGGAGGAUGAAGAGAGCGAUGAGGAGGAGGAGGACGAGCAAGAUGCGGGGGAUGUGGAGGUUCCUAUCCCUCCCAUCACAACAGAGAUCACCAUGAGCAACCACCACAGCACAUCAGACGGGAACGUGAACGUGUUCACUUCAGCGGAGGAGCUGGAGCGAGCGCAGAGGCUGGAGGAGAGAGAGAGGAUCAUCAGGGAGAUCUGGAGGAAUGGACAGCCUGACAUACUGGGCACAGGGACCGGCACUAUCGGGAGGGUGCAUUAUUAUUAGCGUUCAGUAUUAUUGGAUAUCGUCUUAAGCCAUAAUCAGAUGGUUUGAGACAAAAGCACAAGACUAUGAAGGACUAUGGUAUAAAACCCCUUUCAGUAGGCACACUUUUUAUCUUAAAGCUUGGACCAAUGUAACUCCAGUGCCCUGGCCACAAGCCCAGCUGUGGUCUGCACACAAUUACGGCACAGGAGAGUAAUCUGGUGCUAUAUGUUACAUUGAGACUGCACAUAUGUCGGGGGAUUGUAGGGGAAAUGAUUAAAUGAUUGGAGUUGGGGUCAGUUGUAGAAAUUACUGAAAUAAUUGCUGUUUUUGCAGCAAUAUGAAAAAGCACAGAGCACACUCCUCCUGCCUCCUUCAGGCUUGAGGGUUGGGUUGACUGUACUGUACUGUUAAUGUUUGUUAUUUCUACAUGAUUCCAUUGACUGUGCUCAGUCAUUUGCACUUUCCUAUUAUUCCAUCUUUUCUGAAUUUGUACAUUUUUUUACAUUUUGAUAUAUUUUUUGUAAUGUUCAGAUUGUUUCUUUAGCUAUUCUCUUUGUGUCAAAGUGCUAUAUCACAGAACAGCCAUAUGAAGAAAUAUAGUAUGAUAGUAGUAUGACAGUAUAUGAUUCAUCUCUUGUGUUCCAGUCACUUCAUACCUCCAAGACAAGUUUGCAUUCACAUUACCAGACUAAAUUGACUGUAACACACGUCUGAUUUGUUUUGGAGGUUGUCUGGACAUGUCUGAAUACUCAUCUAAUUUGUGGUCAUGUGACAUGAAUAUGAAUGGUAUGGUCAGAUUGAAUUGUAUGCAUCUUUUUGCCUGUACACAUGCACUUAUAUCUGUCUGCAGCAGUGUUUUGCAAAAUUUGGACUCUCUGACAAAAUCUGGUGUUCUUUGUGUGUAUGUGCGUCACAUGCAGCAGUAUGAGCACAACAGAUUACGCUUGUGAUUCCUGUGUUUCUGUUUCAGAAUAACCUAAUAUUAGGUUUUCCUUUUAAGAAGAUCAGAUUUGAAUCACUUGUAUAUGUUUUCCUAGAUCAAACACAUAUCCCGUUUGCGGAAAUGUGACAUGAAUGCAACCAUCAGAUUAGAUUUAAUGCCUGGAUGCUUAAAGCUAUCGUCAUCAGCCAUCAUCAGUGUUGUGGCGAAUUCUGACUCCCUGCCAGAAUCCAACUCCCUUUCUUGUGCACAGUAUGGGCACAACAGAUUAUGCUUGUGAUUCCUGUUUAUUCUGUUUAGCAGUAACUGUCAAUAUUAAGAUUUCCUGUACAACAAACAACAGAAUUGUGAAUAAGGGAAGUAGGAUUCUGGUGUAGAAUCAGAAUUCUGCACAGCAACAGCAGUGAUAUUCGUACAUGCCAUGUCAGGGGCAGAUUCAUUUACAUUGCAGACAGAUACAGUUCACUUACGUUUAUGAAUGUUAAACAGUCACAAUAGCCAAAUCUGAUCUGAGCAAAAAAAAAUCUGAAUAAAUAAGUUAGGCUUGUAACAUGGUAAAUUAACAUAUCAUUUAAUGAUGAGUGAAACAUACUACAGAUAAAAGGCCACCUGAGACAAGCAGAACUUAAAACAACUACAUUACAGCCCUGAAGGAAUAUCAUUAAUAAGAUAUGGCUUGUCUGGAGAUAUAUAUGGGUCUAUGAAUUUUUAACAAAUUACAAAUGAUGAGAUGAGGCUAUAAAGGAUGGAUAUUUCCAAUAGGGGUAAUUUAAUUUAGAUGUGCAGAUAGAUAUUCAACUUAAAGCUGACAUAUUUCAUCAGUAGCUUCAUUACUAUCAUGCUGGAGUACAGAAAACAAAUAACAAAGACUGUCUUUGUUCAGUUACUUAUGGACCGUUCUGUGUGUAUCUGCUUUCUGUGAAAAAAAAAAAAAACAGUAGAAAAAAUGUGUUAGUUUGUAAGUAAGAAUAAGAGCUGAAAAAUGGAAUUUUGACUUUGACAAAUUGUUUUAAAAUGUUUUCUUUCAGGACUGUCUCACUGGAGUGCUACUGUAUCUUGUGUUCUGUUGGAACAAUACCCCACUUCACUCUCUAUCUGACUGUACUUUGACUGCUGCAAAGUAAAGUUUUUAUCUGUUUUUUCA